AUGAAUCGUUGUAUGGUAACACAAUUAGAAGAUCUACCUGUCGAAAUUUUUAUCGAAAUCUUCGAUUAUUUCACAGCUACUGAAAUUUAUUUAGCAUUCUCUCAUUUAAAUCAUCGUCUCAAUGAAAUUCUCAAAUGCCUACCCAACUUGAUCUGUGUAACAAAGCAUCAAUUGGAUCAAGUUCUUUCAUUCUUUCAUUCAUUCAAAGCAAUCCAGAUCGAAAUUGGUCAUAAAGAAUUAUCCUUUCUUUGCAAACCGAACUUGAUAAAAGGUGGCCAUCGAUUAUUUCAAGCUUAUCCAUCAUCAGAUAACCAUUGGUAUUCUCAUCCACUACCAGAAAUAGAGAAUAUUAUUCGUUCUAGUAUUUGUUCUCAAUUACGAUCAAUACGUUUACCGGCUAGUUCAUCUAAAUUGGUUCGAUCACUAUUAAAUGGUGAAUUUUCUCGCUUGGAAAUGUGUCACUUUGGUCAGUGUGAUUCAAUCGUUAUUCCGUUACCGACGACUACUCCAUUACACAGUCUUCGUGAAAUGACUAUACGAAAACAAAAUGGAAAUGAAUUCGAGAAGAUUUUAUUAAUGUUUCCUAAUUUGAUCUAUUUUGAUUUCUCGUGUAGCAAUCCAAUCCCACGAUUUGUUUUCACAACUCGUUGCUUUUCAUUGAUGAAAUAUCUUCGACUUGGUCGUAUCAAACGCUUUUUAUUUCACAGUGGUCAAUUCGAUUAUCUUCUGUCACUCUUUCCUAAUCUUCGUGAAUUUCAUUUGACUGUCGAUCAAUAAGCAUUUACAAUUGCUAAACAUCAUUGUACAAUUAAUAUUGAUGUUGUUAGCAGUUUUGCCUAUGACUAUUCACUAGACAUUGAUGGAAAACCAUUAGAAAAAUUUAGUAAAAAACGUUCGAAAAUAAGUCGAACAUGGACACUAACACUAGAUAGAAAGGGUUAUCGUAUUGUUUUAGAAAAAGCUACAGUUGAUCUAUGGAUUAAUGGUCAACGCAUUGAAGCUGAUGCCACAUUUGAAGAUGAAGAAGGUGAAAUCGUUUUUGAUAUUGGAGGUCAUCAAGCAAAUCUAAAAGUUGUUUCAUCAGGUAAUCCUCGUUUGGGAAUUAACCAUGUUUUGUUUGUUGAUGAAGUUGAAAUAUCACAAGAAAGUGAAUACGAUAACAACUAA
Messenger RNA from Rotaria sp. Silwood1, 1167 nucleotides. The record is from the annotation of a GenBank genome assembly. Lineage: Eukaryota; Metazoa; Rotifera; Eurotatoria; Philodinida; Philodinidae.